This is a messenger RNA of Serpula lacrymans var. lacrymans S7.9, 1019 nucleotides long. RefSeq lists its product as uncharacterized. Lineage: Eukaryota; Fungi; Basidiomycota; Agaricomycetes; Boletales; Serpulaceae. The record is from RefSeq and is a predicted model, not a curated record. The transcript has 7 exons. The coding region runs from base 148 to 957 and encodes 269 amino acids.
ACGAUUUUGGCAUUUUCUCCCGAACUACCGUGACCUGCACCUCGAUCCUCGAGGUAUACUAUAUAAAACCACAUUCUCUUCCCAGACAACCUAUCUCUUAUAUCAGCUGAGGAGAAACUUUCCUAUACAGUCCCUUCCAGAAUUACGAUGAUCGAAACGAUCUACAUUGCGAGACAUGGCUUUAGAUUAAAUUGGGUGACUACAAACUGGAAAAGUGUAACAGGCCUUCCUAGAGAUCCACCUUUGGCUGCCUAUGGCGAAACGCAAGCUCAAGAACUCGCCGCAUAUUUUUCCUCGUUACCAGCAGAGAAACGUCCGACUGCAAUAUUCUCCUCCCCUUACUACCGCUGCCUACAGACAUCGAAGCCUACCUCUCAGUCCCUUGAUGUCCCAAUCUACGUCGAGCACGGUCUUUCCGAGUGGUAUUCUCCCGUAGCUGCAGGCACCGGCUUGCACCCACGUCCAUCCUCCGCUUCGACUCUCAAGACUCACUUCCCCGAAAUCGAUCCAUCGUGGUCUUCCAUAUGGUAUCCCUCUCGCAGAGGAGAAGACGUGGAUGAAAUCCAUGAUCGCGUCGAUGGCCUGUUAAAGCUUCUCGUUUCCGAGGUAGAAGAACGUUUUCAGAACAAACAUACCCACAUUCUACUCGUCAGUCAUGCAGCGACAUGCAUCGCACUCACCAGGGAACUGAUCGGCGAUCGGGAGCUUGCACUGAGAAUAGGGUGCUGUUCUCUGACAGAGAUGGUACGGAAAGAAGGUGCCGGUGGGGUUCUGGGAGGUUGGGAAGCUAAGAGCCUUGCUGAUGGAAGUCAUUUGCGUGAAGGUGCUUCGAGGGACUGGGGUUUCGAGGAUAUUCAAAUCACGAAUGGCAAGGUCAUUGACGAUGUGGGGGUACCGGGGACAGAAAGCGAAACAGAUGAUAACUCUGGGCCCCAGCCACAGCGUAGCAGCCUAUAGAUUAUACUACUAAGAAUGACCUGCACUAUAGAUUUGUUUGAUUGCAAUCAAAUUCAUUUCAA